This is a messenger RNA of Dracunculus medinensis (Guinea worm), 363 nucleotides long. Lineage: Eukaryota; Metazoa; Nematoda; Chromadorea; Rhabditida; Dracunculidae. The record is from the annotation of a GenBank genome assembly.
AUGUCAAAUCAUUUAUAUAGGAAAUUUAUGGAAUUGGCGAAUCGUUGGCCUAAUGAACCAUUGAAAAAAUCGAAUCGAAACACAGUUUUAUUUAUUCGAAGCGAAAUUGAGAAAUAUUUUAGAAAUGAAAUGAAUUCGAAUUCAAAUUCAGUUUUAUGCGAAAAGCGAUUAAAAAGCUUAGAACAACUGCUAUCAAACGUACAUCUCACAAAUUAUCCACAUUCAUACAGAUCGGGUGUUUUUGGACUAACUAUUGCCCAAUUGCAAGAGGUUAAUUCGGAAGAAGGACGAAAAGCUAUAGGAUUAGUUAAACGUCCAUCGCUAUUCUCAAAAUUAAAAUCAUUUAUUUUUUCCACUAAUUGA